Molecule: messenger RNA, 1069 nt
Organism: Cottoperca gobio
Lineage: Eukaryota; Metazoa; Chordata; Actinopteri; Perciformes; Bovichtidae
Gene: myct1a
Product: myc target 1a
Exons: 2
Coding region: 260-862 (200 amino acids)
Cellular component (GO): nucleoplasm
Source: RefSeq, a predicted model, not a curated record
AACAAGACGACUGCCAGGGUUAGCCGCCAGUCCUGUGUGCCUCUGGGCUGAGUCUCCCUCUGAGGGAGACAGACAUACUGACAGAGAAAAGUGAGCGAGGGACGAGAAAGGGAGAAAGUGACAGAACAGGAAAGAGGGCAGGCAGAAAAGACAGGAAUACCCAUUAGAAGAAGGAGAGACAGGCAAGAAUUGACAGAGGAAGAGGAGAAGUGAGAGUAAAGUCAAGUAUCACUCUCUCUCUCUUCUUCUCCUCGAAGUCAUGGCUGAGAACAACACAAAUCUCUUUCUGGAAAUACUUCAGUCUUUUGAUGCCGUCCCUCUGAUCAUAGCUUUCUGUGUGUCCAUGGCGGUGGGUCUGGUCUUGGGGGCCUUGGUUUACGUGAUUUUGACCUGGAUGUCCCGACGCAGAGCAGGCUCUGCCAGCAUCACCCGCCGCCCUCCUCGCCAAUCACGCACGCCUUCCCGCAACCGGCCAGGUUUCAACCGCAACAGCAGCUACGACCGGCGGAGCAACAACAGUUUGGUCAGUGCUGCUUUCAGCUUCCAUCGGCAGACUUCCUCCCCAGACCACCACGACCCACUGGGGCACAAAUCCAGCUUCAGGGCCUCCACCUUCCACCCUCUCCUCCAGUGCAGCCAAAUUGCAAGGGAGGCAGAGGAGGGGAGCCAGACCACGCUGCCUCGCACACCGACUCUGACCACGUCAACUGGAUCAGCUCAAACAGCAACUCAGCCAGCGGCCACCCCACCCAGACCAGAGUCAUUUUGGGGGAACAAUGGACUGAGGGGUUUCCACACUACACCGACCCCACCUCCAGCUUAUGAAAGCGUCAUUAGAGCAUAUCAGGAAACAUGCACCUGAGAGGAGUGAGAGUGAGAGCAUCAGGCUGACUCUUAACUAAAUGAGCCCAGAGUUGUAAAUGGAUUUACAAAUGAUGUUGGGCUAAAUCUGUAUUGAUUUAUAUGACCAGGUGGAUCAGAGUGGAGGCAGCAAGGACAUCAAGGUCAAUUGUGUGCGCUGCUCAACAAUAACGCUCUGAAACAACAAUAAGUUCUGUAUGAGUUUCUU